AUGCCUGUUUUCUUAUGGUGGCGACAAUUUGAAUGUCUUUCUUGGCCUGAAGAUCUACUCAGCAUGUUAUGCACUGUCAUUCAUGCUAAUGAUGAGACCAGCCAGCGAAGGCGUCAUACAAUUGCCAGAUACAUUAACCUCUCAACUGCACUAGCGUGGAGAGAUCUUUCGAAAAAGAUUCGUCUUCGUUUCCCAAACGUGUCAAAUUUCAUUGAUGCCGGCUUACUCACAGAAAAGGAAUUCGAAAUAUUGGAAAAGAUCAAUGUAAGGUCGUCUUCGAUGCGUCGCAUCUUCCGUAAUCGAAUUUUGAAGCUGAUAGAAAUAGAGUCCAGUAAAGGAUCACCGUUUCCGUCGAGUUUUAGAACCCAUUUGGAUGAGUGUGAGACAAUCCGAUGGAUGGCCCCGUUACACUGGGUUCAGCAAAUUAUGCGCAAAGAAGAAGAGGAGAAAAAACCUACAACUUCACUUUAUAAUAAUUUUAUGACUGAAUUGAAACUUUUUCGGCAGUCUUUACGAAAGCUGUUUUGUUACGAUUGGGUCUGUGUGCCACUUGUUUACACUCAGGUAUGCGUGUCUUUGUCCCCAAUAUUCAUACAUUCUAAAUAUGGUUACAAGUUUGCAAUAGUGCCAGACAAAAAAACAACUAUACAAACUUUUCUGUAACU
This is a messenger RNA of Strongylus vulgaris, 665 nucleotides long. The record is from the annotation of a GenBank genome assembly. NCBI's taxonomy places the organism in Eukaryota, Metazoa, Nematoda, Chromadorea, Rhabditida, Strongylidae.